AUGGCAGAUGUCGAUUUUGAUGGAUUAAAUUUCAAGGAGUUCAUUUAUGUUCUUGAGGAUGUCACAAAGGGGAAGUGUCCUGUUGUCUACUACUGUCUUGGACAUAAGUCAAUGCGUGAUGGGUUGACACCACUGAAAAAUGAUGAUGACUACAGGAGGUUUCUUGAUGCUGCACAUGAGGAAGAAAAGGAAGAAAAAGGUGUUGAUAGUGAAAGCUUUGAUGAAGAUAAAGACUCGGUCAUGUCUGAUGCUCUAUCUGUUGAUCAUGAACCCGAUGAAGAGGUAAUACCAUUGACUAAAUCUGAUGAUCCCUUUCUUAACUAUAUUAGUGUUGUCCUUAGAGAUGAUUUUGUUGAUGAGGAUGAUGAUUCAGAUAAUGGAACCAAAGAAGCCCCGAUUUAUCCUUUUCAUGACUCAACUCAGAAAUGGGAUACAAUGCAACCCAUACUUGGACCAAGUACUAAAGCCAAAAAGAAGAAGGGUAAACAUGUUCCUGAUGUUGAGGAUGAGUCUGAAUUUGAGAUUGAAGAUAUGGCUGAAGUUGAAGAUGAGUAUGAAUCAGAGUCUGAAUCUGAGAUUGAAGAGUUGGCUGAAGAUGUUGAUGAACCUGAUCAGGGACAAGAACAAGUUCAUGAAUCUGUUAUUGAGCAUGAAUUGGAACAAAUUGUUGUUGAACCUGUAAUUGAAGAUGUUGAGGAACCUGCUGCACAACUUGUUGUUGAAGUUGAACAAAGAGCACAACCAUUGAAGAGGAAAAGGAAAUACUCAGAGAGGAUCACUGAAGUGGCAUUAAGGAGGGUGGUCAUCACCAAGGAUGGAUGUGGUUUAAGUGUGAAUAAACCUGUUACACUGGAAUGA
Messenger RNA from Lactuca saligna, 858 nucleotides. The record is from the annotation of a GenBank genome assembly. Lineage: Eukaryota; Viridiplantae; Streptophyta; Magnoliopsida; Asterales; Asteraceae.